AAAAGCUCUAUGUUUUUCAGUGGUUUUGCAGCAACUAGCGAGUGGAAGUUUCUAAUCUGUCAACGCCAAUAUCUUAACCCUUGUGUGCUUUCCUUAUUCUUGAAAAUGUCGUCCCUAAGAAAUGCUGUUUAUAGACGGGCUCACAAGGAACGAUCUCAGCCACAAUCAAGAAAAAAAUAUGGGCUUCUCGAGAAACACAAGGAUUAUGUUGUGCGUGCGAAGGCAUUUCACAAAAAAGAGGAUGCUUUGCGUAAACUCAAAGAGAAAGCAGCAUUCAGGAACCCAGAUGAAUUUUACUUUAAGAUGAUCAAAACAAAAACAGUGGAUGGAGUCCACAAAUCGGAGAGUCAAGCUAACAAAUACACUCAAGAAGAACUCAUGUUAAUGAAGACCCAAGAUAAAGGAUAUGUCCUGCAGAAGCUUCAAAGUGAAAAAAAUAAAAUUGAAAAGCUAACAGCCGUGCUACAGUCUCUUGAUAAUCAACCAUCAACCAGACAUGUUUUUUAUGCUGAAGACAGGGAGGAUGCCAAAGAGAUGCAGUUACGAACAUCAAAAGUUGGAAAGGUGCCGGUUUUUGAGGAUAGAAUUAAAUGGCGCAUGGCUUUCUUUUGUUCCCUUCAUAUAUUUAAAAAUAUUGUGGUUUUGAGUAUUUGCAGGAAAACAGCCGCUUCCUACAGAGAGCUGGAGGCGCGAAAAGACAGAGUGAAUGACUUGGAGAAAUUAUACAUGGAUAUGGCUAUGCAGAAAGAACUACAGAAAAAGGGGCGGAAACGCAAACUUCGUGAAGAUGAGAUUGUAUGUCCAACCUCCAAACCAGUAUACAAGUGGCGGCCAGACCGAAAACGAUGAAGGUGGCUCCAUCUCUCAAUGUCUUGUUGGAUUUGUUGUUCCCAUCAACUUUACCAAAUUAAUAAUUGA
Messenger RNA from Camellia sinensis, 918 nucleotides. The record is from RefSeq and is a predicted model, not a curated record. Lineage: Eukaryota; Viridiplantae; Streptophyta; Magnoliopsida; Ericales; Theaceae.